CAUAGCAACAAGGCAAAAUGGCGGCCAGGAUUUCAUAGUUUGUGGAUUUUUUCUUAUUUUCUCUAGAAUUUUUUCAUGAAAUAAAGGAUUUUGGGAAAGAUAUACRAUGGGAGAUGCAAGCGCCACAAAAGAUGAUUACCUUAAGGCCUGUGCAGACGUUCAAAAGGAACCAAAUGCAGAAUUAUUGGCCAUUUUCAACACUGCUAUAGAUGACAGUUUCACGGAACCUUGUAAUGAGUUCUAUUUAAAACUCAAUGGUAACAAACGAAAUGAAUGGAACGAGAUGUAUAGGAAACGAUUAGUUGAUGAGGAUGUGGAUAUCUUGUACAAGACACUGAAGCCAAACACAUUUGUUGUCCUGUUAGACCUUGGAUAUAAUAAUAUUGGAGAUAAGGGAGCAAUGAUUUUGGAUCAACUUUUACAGGAAACUCUAGUUCUACAAACCCUUGUUCUGAGUUAUAACGACAUUGGACCAGAAGGAGGAGAAGCUAUCGCUAAGGGCCUGCAGGUUAAUGAAACCUUACGAGAAUUAAAGCUGAAUGGCAACAAAAUAGGUAACAAAGGUGGCAUGGCUAUAGCUGGUACAUUACAAGUCAAUACUGUACUAGAAGAACUGGAUAUUUCUGAGGUUGACUUGAAAACUGAAAGUGUCAUUGCCAUGGCAACUGUCCUUAACUACAACAACACCCUUAAAGUAUUGGUUAUGAACAGACCUUUGCUGUUUAGCCAUCAGGAAGAGACUACAGUCCACAUAGCCAGAAUGCUAAAGGUCAACAUAAGACUAAAGGAGAUUCAUCUGACACACUAUGACAUCAGAGAUUUUGGUGCAGAAAGAAUCAAAGAAAACCUCUAUGAGAACCUGACGUUAACACACCUUAACCUGAGCAGCAAUAACAUUACCCGUGAUGGUGCUAAGCAACUGGCUAUCUUAUUAAAGAAGAACACUCCUCUAGAGGUACUAAACCUGGCCUAUAACAGAAUAGAAGAUGAUGGCGCUGUGGCAAUAGCUGAAGCAUUGGCUUCUUAUAACACAAAUCUAACUACGCUAGUAGUAUGCAGCAAUAACAUUGCCAGUCAAGGUCUAUGUGCAAUCGCCAAGGCUAUGAAGCUGAACAUUAGUUUGAGGGGUGUGUACAUCUGGGGGAACAAUCUGGAAGAACCAGCAUGUAGGGCUUUCCAAGAUCUUAUCAGUGGUUCAGUACCAAGGAUGGAGCCAAAUGAAACAGACGUUCAACCUUAUGUUGUUGACGGCGUGGUUUACUUGUCCCAUUUGAAUAACCCUUACUAAGUAAUGUAUAUAUAGAUGAUACUUUAGCCACACCAAGCUACCUACAUGUACAUUAUUGUAAUAAUAAUAUUAUUAUCAAGCAGUUAUGAACUACCUAGCUAAUAGAGUCAACUGUAAUAAACAGAUUUUCUUAAAUCUUUGGACAAUAUCCCAUUAGUUCAGCUGCAAUGUCUACAUCAGUAUUCAAAUCAAACAAAACAUAUUUUUCUAUUUAGGAGAAAAGGUUGAUAAUAACUGAACCUUAGGGACUUUUGUUUGUUUGAACUCCAUUGAUUAUUUUUUUGGCCGUUCUCAGUUCACUAGUUAUCAAUUUUUACUACUAUAACUGUAUUAAUUAUCCAAGACAAUUCUCUAUUGAUUUAUAUCGUUAGUCAAAAGRAAAUGCCUAGCAUGGGACCUAGAGUCCCAUUCACACUUCUCGCUUUGGGUAGCACGAAGAUAUAACUAGCUAAAAACUAGUGUGAGCUGCRUCGGUGUUUCUAAUGAAACAGUAAUGAUGAAAAGGUAAAUUGUACACCGUGAAAAGUCUGACAUUUCGGACAUUUCGGACGCUUGUCCUUCGUCGGAGUAAAAGAGUAGCAUGUUGGUUUUGUAAUUUUCCUUCCUGAUUGAUACCCAAUAAAGUUGUAAAGUAGGUCAAGGUGGUAGAUAUUUAGAAAUAACCCUACACUGUUUGACUAUACAUGAAUACAUUGUCUAGAGACUAGUCAUAAAGUGAAGGGGGGAAGGGGAGGAGAGUUAAGGUCAGUUCUGGAUGAAACAGAUGAAUGAUAUACAGAAAGCAUUUUCUUACCCUUAGGAUCUUUAAACUAUUUGAAGAUGAAACAGAGACAGUGCAUAUCCCUUGAAUAUGUACACGGUCAUCAUACUUAGUACUGCAAUCAUUAUUUUCUGUCAUUGACUGAAUUGAGUGGACACAUAUUUGGGAAUCCAUUUUUUUCCUACCAAUUCGCCUUCCUACUAGUGGAAUACUCUGCGUUAGUAAAGAAAAUUGUGUUAGUGGAGUGUAACCUGCAUUUCAAGGAAAAAAUUAAUAAUUUCAAAUUGACUUCUCUUACCUUUGGAUUCCAUCUCCAUGCUAGACUAAGUGUAAAAAAGUUUUAGUGAAAAGACCAGACAAAAAUGUUGGAUACUUCCUAAUUUUCAUUGUAAAUUUAUUUCAUAUCAUUAUACUUAGAUGUACUCUUUGUACAAUACAUUGAGAUUUGAAUGUAAACAUUUUCACGUCUAAACUAUAAACAGUAACAUCUAAUAAUACCAUGAUGUUGUAAUGAUUAUAUUACUUAUUAAUGAGAUUAUUAUUUUUAGUUAAUUUACAAUAUUAAUGUUAUGACAAUGGCAUGACAACGUUUGAAAGCAUGACCACAUUCAAUGUAAAUGUAAGCUUUAUUUAACCAGGGCAGCCCAUUCAGCUAUGAGGCUGGUAUCCAGAGGGGCCCUGCUUAAAAUACAACAAACAUAAUGUAUUUGCAUACUUCUUUGAAUUGUCUUUUUGCUGCCAAAUGAGCUUUACAAACUUUGUUUGUUAAAACCAGCCAGCUUAACCUAAAAAAAACAUAUGCAUGAUAGUACRAGUAUGCAAAUACAUAACAUGUGGUCCUCGUUUUGCACAUCGUGCUGUAAUUGGAUGUGAAUAAAUUGUUUGUUGGUUUGUA
Molecule: messenger RNA, 2943 nt
Organism: Actinia tenebrosa (Australian red waratah sea anemone)
Lineage: Eukaryota; Metazoa; Cnidaria; Anthozoa; Actiniaria; Actiniidae
Molecular function (GO): protein binding
Source: RefSeq, a predicted model, not a curated record